GGAGCCGGAAGACCCCCCGCUCCUGGAAGGAGUCAGAAAUUCCCGGACGGGAAGGUGAAACCUUCAGGAUCGUCCCGGGGAAAACCGAAGGUGGGAUCACCUUGCUCCGGCGCCAUGGGUGUGAUAGGUGUACAAUUGGUUGUUACCAUGGUAAUGGCCAGUGUCAUGCAGAAGAUCUUACCUCACUAUUCUCUUGCUAGAUGGCUUCUUUGUAAUGGCAGUUUGCGAUGGUAUCAGCAUCCUACAGAAGAAGAGUUACGCCUUCUUGCAGGAAAACAACAAAGAGGAAAGAGCAAAAAAGAUAGGAAAUAUAAUGGCCAUAUUGAAAAUAAGCCACUAACCAUCCCAAAGGAUAUUGAUCUUCAUCUAGAAACAAAGUCAGUUACAGAAGUGGAUACUUUAGCAUUGCAUUAUUUUCCUGAAUAUCAAUGGCUGGUGGAUUUCACAGUGGCAGCUACAGUAGUUUAUCUAGUAACUGAAGUCUACUACAGUUUGAUGAAACCUACACAGGAAAUGAAUAUCAGCAUUGUCUGGUGCUUGCUUGUUUUGACUUUUGCAAUCAAGGUACUGUUUUCAUUGACUACACACUAUUUCAAAGUAGAAGAAGGUGGUGAAAGAUCAGUUUGUGUUACCUUUGGAUUUUUUUUCUUUGUCAAAGCUAUGGCAAUCUUGAUAGUUACUGAAAACUACCUAGAAUUUGGACUUGAAACAGGUUUUACAAAUUUUUCAGAAAGUGCGAUGCAGUUUCUUGAAAAGCAAGGUUUAGAAUCCCAGGGUCCUGUGUCUAAACUUACUUUCAAAUUUUUCCUGGCUAUUCUGUGUUCACUUAUUGGUGCUUUUUUGACUUUCCCUGGGUUGCGGCUGGCUCAAAUGCAUCUGGAUGCCCUGAAUUUGGCAACAGAAAAAAUAACACAAACAUUACUUCACAUAAACUUCUUGGCACCCUUAUUUAUGGUCCUGCUGUGGGUAAAACCAAUCACCAAAGACUACAUUAUGAACCCAACUUUGGGUAAAGAAAGUGUUCCUUUAAUGACAGAAGCUACAUUUGAUACUGUGAGACUCUGGUUGAUACUCCUGCUGUGUGUGCUGAGAUUGGCUCUGAUGCGUAAUCACCUUCAAGCUUACCUAAACUUAGCCCAGAAGUGUGUGGAUCAGAUGAAGAAGGAAGCUGGUCGAAUUAGUACUGUUGAUUUGCAGAAAAUGGUGGCGAGAGUGUUUUAUUACCUUUGUGUAAUUGCACUGCAGUAUGUGGCACCUCUGGUCAUGCUGCUCCAUACAACCCUACUUUUGAAAACUCUAGGUAAUCAUUCCUGGGGAAUCUAUUCUGAGUCUAACUCUGACUCUCUAGUGGAGGACCAUCCAUUCUCUGGUUCUAUUCACUCUGAAUUACCAUCUACUGAUGAAAAAAUGAAGGUAACUGUUACUCAGAUAACAAUGGCAUUGGGCAGCCUAAAGACCAUCUUUACUCCUCUGCUCUUCCGAGGGCUCUUAUCAUUUCUGACUUGGUGGAUUGCUGCUUGUCUCUUUGCCACAAGCCUUUUUGGACUUUUUUAUCACCAGUACCUGACUGUGGCAUGAACUAAUCAUCUAACAAAGACAGCAGCAGCAAAAGAUAGUGAUGGCAACUUAGUUAGGAGUCCAUGUGCCUUUGAAGAAACAUCUAAGGAAAAUCGGAAGAAAUCAGAAAGACUGAAGAAAAAUACAUAUCAUCCAAGUAGCUUCUUCUUCUUCUUCUUCUUCUUUUUUUUUUUUUUUUUUUUUAAAUGCUUCUUCUGUCUUCUCAGGGUGAAUUAAUGUUUUAAUGUUUAAAAUCACAAGUUGGUUUGUUAAUUUUCUUAUGUAAAUAGUGAGUAACUAUUGAAUCUUGGCUGUGGAACUGUGACUUUUUUCCUUUCUAUAUAUGGACAAAUAUAUAUGCAUCUGUGUGUGUGUGUGUGUGUGUGUGUGUGUAUACAUAUGCACACAUAUAUACAUACAAACAUACAUAUACAUUUACUAAUGUGAGAGGGCUAUUUAAAUGUUUAUGAUCACUUUAGUUUACAGAAACACUCAACUGUCCUUGUUUGAGUUCAGUCAUUGUCUGAUGCCUUUGAAUGGUAUUAAGGUACUGGUAAAAUUAAUGGUGGCUGCCUAGAGAACAAUCUUGAAACUGAGCCAUACUUGGGGGGGAGACAAGGGAGAAAAAAAUAAACUUCUGUUGGAACUGUAUUAGUUGCUCUUCCAGAUGAAUAACAGCAACUACAACAAAUCCAACAGAAAAGAAGAAACAGCUGCUGUAUAUUACAGCAAAGGAAGCUGUAGUAUUUUUUAAUUUAAUGGAGAUGUAAGUGCAUAAUACCAGCAAGUAUUGCUGCCUCAGCAUAGCAGGAAUUGUUAUUGUUAAACAUACGUUGUCUCAAUCUCUGCAAUUUUUUUUUAAUGGCCAUAUGAACAAUAAUUGCUUUUGAGUCUCACAAAUUUGAAUAGGCCUCAAUUUCUGGAGUUUUUUUCCCCAUGUUAUCGGACAAAUUUAUCUUAAAUCAGUAUAAAGAUUUAUCAACACUGAUCAAACUUUUAAAAAUGUUUUAGUCCUGCUGAAUGCAUAUGUGUAUUGUACAUAUUAUAUAUUAGAUAUAUAAUAUAUUAAAGUUAUAAAAGA
Messenger RNA from Sarcophilus harrisii (Tasmanian devil), 2638 nucleotides. RefSeq names its product transmembrane protein 161B (gene TMEM161B). The transcript has 12 exons. The coding region runs from base 115 to 1578 and encodes 487 amino acids. Lineage: Eukaryota; Metazoa; Chordata; Mammalia; Dasyuromorphia; Dasyuridae. The record is from RefSeq and is a predicted model, not a curated record.